Messenger RNA from Alexandromys fortis (reed vole), 3265 nucleotides. RefSeq names its product zinc finger protein 384 (gene Znf384). Gene Ontology annotation, cellular component: nucleus; nucleoplasm. Gene Ontology annotation, biological process: regulation of transcription by RNA polymerase II. The transcript has 12 exons. Gene Ontology annotation, molecular function: RNA polymerase II cis-regulatory region sequence-specific DNA binding; DNA-binding transcription repressor activity, RNA polymerase II-specific; transcription coregulator activity. The coding region runs from base 314 to 2119 and encodes 601 amino acids. Lineage: Eukaryota; Metazoa; Chordata; Mammalia; Rodentia; Cricetidae. The record is from RefSeq and is a predicted model, not a curated record.
GUUCAGGAGGGAGGGCGGGGGGGGGGGCACACACUGCCUCGCGCCCCCGCCCCGCGGGUGUCUCGCGCGCAGCUCUGCGAGUGUGGAGAUCCGUCUGGCGCCUGCAGUGCAUGCCCGCGCACCCCGCCUUUCGUUCCCCGUCCCGCGCCCCGCGGGUUCUCCCGCUCGCUCGGCUCCCUCCAUUCCCUGCAAACGCCGCCCCUCCCGCGCGCUGGCUCAGGCGCUGGCGCCGCCGCCGCCGCCGCCGGAAAGUUCAGGAGCCCUGGAAAGGAGAAGGAAUAAGACGGCAGGAGGAAGAGAGAGAGAGGGUAGAAUGGAAGAGUCUCACUUCAAUUCUAACCCGUACUUCUGGCCUUCUAUCCCUACAGUCUCAGGGCAGAUUGAAAACACAAUGUUCAUCAACAAGAUGAAGGAUCAGCUAUUGCCAGAAAAGGGCUGUGGACUGGCGCCACCUCACUAUCCCACUUUGCUGACAGUGCCUGCCUCAGUAUCCCUGUCCUCUGGCAUUAGCAUGGACACAGAGUCCAAGUCAGAGCAGCUGACCCCACACAGUCAGGCAUCUGUUACCCAGAACAUUACUGUGGUCCCUGUGCCAUCUACAGGACUGAUGACAGCGGGAGUCUCCUGUUCUCAGAGGUGGAGAAGAGAAGGGAGUCAAUCAAGGGGUCCUGGUUUGGUAAUCACAUCCCCCUCAGGCUCUCUUGUGACCACAGCGUCAUCAUCUCAGACCUUCCCUAUAUCGGCUCCCAUGAUUGUCUCAGCUCUUCCCCCUGGCUCACAAGCCCUACAGGUGGUCCCUGACCUCUCCAAGAAGGUAGCAUCAACCCUAGCUGAGGAAGGAGGCGGAGGUGGUGGUGGAGGUGGCAAUGUGGCUCCUCCUAAACCUCCUCGGGGCCGAAAGAAGAAGCGGAUGCUGGAAUCAGGGCUUCCUGAGAUGAAUGACCCUUAUGUCCUUGCCCCUGAUGACGACGAUGACCAUCACAAAGAUGGCAAGACCUACAGGAGCGAAGGGAACUGCGGCACAGGAAAUGGACAGAGCCUUGGGCUCAUGGAUUCAGUUCCCGGCUCCACCACGAACUUGCUGUGUGACCCUGGGUGCCGGAUGUGCUCACUGACCUUCUACUCAAAGUCGGAGAUGCAGAUCCACUCCAAGUCACACACCGAGACCAAGCCCCACAAGUGCCCGCACUGCUCCAAGACCUUCGCCAACAGCUCCUACCUGGCCCAGCACAUCCGUAUCCAUUCGGGGGCCAAGCCCUAUAGUUGUAACUUCUGUGAGAAAUCCUUCCGCCAGCUCUCCCAUCUGCAGCAGCACACCCGGAUCCACUCCAAGAUGCACACGGAGACCAUCAAGCCCCACAAGUGCCCACACUGCUCCAAGACCUUCGCCAACACCUCCUACCUGGCUCAGCACCUCCGUAUCCACUCGGGGGCCAAGCCCUACAACUGUUCCUACUGCCAGAAGGCCUUCCGCCAGCUCUCCCACCUCCAGCAGCACACACGAAUCCACACCGGUGAUAGGCCGUACAAAUGUGCACACCCAGGCUGUGAGAAGGCCUUUACACAACUCUCCAAUCUGCAGUCUCACAGAAGGCAGCACAACAAAGACAAACCCUUCAAGUGCCACAAUUGUCACCGAGCGUACACAGAUGCAGCCUCACUAGAGGCUCACUUAUCUACACAUACGGUGAAGCACGCCAAGGUGUAUACCUGCACAAUCUGUAGUCGGGCAUACACAUCGGAAACAUAUCUUAUGAAACACAUGCGCAAACACAACCCUCCUGAUCUUCAACAACAAGUGCAAGCAGCAGCGGCGGCGGCAGCAGUGGCCCAGGCUCAGGCCCAGGCCCAAGCUCAGGCCCAGGCUCAGGCCCAGGCCCAGGCUUCCCAGGCAUCACAGCAGCAGCAGCAGCAACAACAGCCUCCACCACCACAACCACCACACUUCCAGUCACCUGGGGGAGCUCCCCAGGGUGGGGGUGGUGGGGACAGCAACCCGAACCCUCCACCCCAGUGUUCCUUUGACCUGACCCCCUAUAAGACGGCAGAGCAUCAUAAAGACAUCUGCCUCACUGUCACCACCAGCACCAUCCAGGUGGAGCACCUGGCCAGCUCUUAGAGAUCCGUACUGCCAACCACUGGAAAGAGGGAGAAGAAGUUCUGGUCCCUCCUUUGUCAACUCCUCUUGGUGGGAAAGUUCUCUUCUUCCUUGACAAGUCCUGUCUCCAGCUCCUUGGUCCUCAGGCAUGGCUUCCUUCGCAAGAUAACCAUCCUUAAUCCCAGCUGCUCCUGAUUGACAAAGGGAUCCUGAGCUGAUAGUGUUAUCCAACAGCCCCAUCCAAGCAGAGCUUUAAGACUGGGGGUUGGUGCUUGAGAGAGGAUCUGCUCUGGCCUCACAUCUUGUCCAGUGUGGGCACUUACCUUCCUCUCUUCUCAUCCUCAAAGUUGGGGCCGAUAGAAGGCUAGCGGCUGGUCCUCCCAGAUAAUACAGAAGGAAGCUCUAAAUGCAACCAACCUUCCGUUCUACGUUUACCUGUAAAAGAACAGGUUUUGCACGUGGCCUGACUCCUGUGAGCCAUUUUUUUUCCCUUACAUGGUCUCACUUCAUAUUGGGUGGUGACUACCUUUUUAUUUGUAAGGAGGCCAGUAGGCAAUACAUGGUCACCAAGGUGCCAGAGACUCUCCAGGUGACCAAGGGUGGUUAUAAGAGUGUGGGUUAUGAUUUUUCCUUGCAGCCUCCUUCUCUGCCAACCAAGGGCCUAUAUACUUUGCCUCACCACACCAGUCCAAGGAGCUAUGGGAGCUAUGGUCUCUGUAAAACCCCAGCCAGGGUAUUGCAGAGAAGGGAGAAGUCAGGGCAUACACAAGGACUGGACUUAGCUCCCUAGGUGCCACGGUCAGAUGCCGGACAUGGAUUUAUAUAUAAAUAUAUAUAUAUAAGUAUAUAUAUAUAUAUAUACCUGCUCAUCACGGCCAUCUUUGUUGUAACCAUUUCUGUGUUUAUAAAUGCAUUAUCUCUGAGAAUUUUCAUAUUGAUGUUUUAUUUUUGUCUUAUUUUUCUCCACUUUGUCCUCUGGCCAUGGCAUUUAAAUUUUCUUUUACCUUUUAAUUUUUUUAAUCACGGCAGAUUUCAGAGAAAAGAAUUAAAAUAAUCAGGAAUUAUACAGUUGUUAUAAAGCAAUUUAAAAAUGAAAAAAUCUUAUGUACAAACUAAGGGGUGUUUUUAGAACAUUGUAUAGAAAUAAAUUGAUGUUUAAGGAUGAGA